CUUAUGAGUUGCAGGCCGAGCGCCGACGAUGUCUGAUCCGAGUGUGACUGAGCGCCGGAUACGCCCGAUUCAAGAUGCCGUUGCAAGUUCCAACUGGAAGCAGGCACUCCAGCUGUGCGACAAGUGGUCAAAGAAGGGCGAAAAGUCGGACAGAUUCCUGGCACUGAAAGCCUUUGUCCUUGUAAACCUCCCCGAGAAAGCCCAGCAUGAAAGAGGCAAAACGGAGGUUCUGGACCUCUGCAAGCGAAACCCUCCUAUCACCGAACCCGAAGCCAUAUAUCAGAUGCAAGAUGCUCUAAAGUGUCUCUCCUUAAAGGAAGAGGAAGGUCCGAAGAUAUGGGAAAGGGCGGUGACCGCAAAGCAGAACGACAAGGACCUUUAUACGAGAUGGCUCAAUCAGGCCAUUGCCGACAGCGACUGGCUCAGCGCUCAAAAGGUGUGGUUGCAUGGCCAAUUCUACGAGUGCAAGAGACGGAGACUGACAUGGGGCCAUAUCUCGACAGGCCACCAUGGGGUUGCGAAAAUCAUUCCCUAAUGAAAGGCACUACGAGUUCUGGAAUAUUGCGAUGUGUCACUUGAUACACAUGCAGCAUGACCUUCCCGAGAAAGACAGAAUGCUGUUUGGAACCCUGGCAUAUCGAAUGAUAUCCAAGGCGGCGGAGAUAAUUCCAGCAGACCAGGCAGAGCUUCUCUCUCCCGGGAAGGCAAUAUCAACGCCGGAGGAAGUAUCAUUACUUGUUCAGGUUCUCAACUCGACAGGCCACGCUCAAGAAUCUGUGAAGCUGUUGCAAGGCAAUUCCUUACAUAUACAAUCUCGCAUCGGCAAGCAAGACCCGCAACUAAUAUUGUCCCUCCUACUCGAGUCAUUGAAGAAAUCACAGCAAUGGCAGGAAGCAUUUUCUACAUGCCAUGGGCUACUGUUGAAACCUGAAUAUCAAUCCGAUGACCGGAUCUGGAGCCUUUGGCUAAAAGCGCUGUCAGAAUUGGCGUCAGACGGCGUGCGACAGCAAGCAAGGGAGCUUCUGGACUCUGUCUGCGGCAUAAGACCAAUCAUUAGAGCAGCGUACAUGGCCAGGAUGAAGUUCCUGCAGACCCAGACCGGGGACAGCGCCUUGGAUGACCUCCUACAUACCUGCAAUGAGUAUGCCGUCGCCUUCUCACAAAAAGCAUUCUGUUUCGACGACAUGACAGAUGCCCUAGGCCGGCUCGACAAAGAGCGGCUCGACGACUUCAGGAAGACACAUUCCAAAGCUUCAGGAAGCCUGGCCGAGCUCUUUCACCAUAAACUUUCUUAUAACUCCUUUCCUGGUGAUGUUUCUGGGCAGAAUCUUAUGGCUUUCGUUCGACAGACGCUGCAGCUUUUCCAGGAUUCUACUUCAAGCCCUUCACCGUGUCCGGAAGCCGCCGUUCUAGCUGUCCUGGCCAUUCUCAGGCUUGCACAUGCGAAGUCGUCAGUCGAAAACACUUUGUUUGCAGAAAUAUUACUUGAGAUUUCGCGGUCAAAAUUCCACGACUAUUACCUGUUCACUAUCCUGCUAGUUCAACUUCAAACCCAUCUCGGACUGAUGUCUCUGGCUAUGGAAACAUUCAACAGGCUCAGCGUCAAGAACAUGCAGUGGGAGACCGUGGGCCACUUCGUCUUGACUCGAAUAUCGACCUUGCAUCCUUCACCUAAUGGCAGUGGCGCGGACGCAUUCGAUCCUUUGAAAGCCAUCGACACAGGGUUGACGAUUCUUGAAAAUUCCGACAAUGCUCUCGUCCGUGGUAUUCGCGAAGGACUACGUUUCCACAGCUAUUCGAACAUCUACAACAGCGUCAAGAUGAGGUCCGAUAUUGAGCACAGUAUGAAUCGACAGGCUUUUGCAAUUGAGGAGCGUGCGCUUGGGAGAGUGCUGGGGCUGUCUGAGCAUACAGUGCUACCUCCUACUCCUUCAUCACUCGUCGACAAAAGAGAUUUCAGCUAUCUGCCGGCUUACCGUCCGGACGAUGCGGCGCUACUUGCAAACUUCCGAUGCGGCCCUCUGCCCAAGGGCAGUUGGAUCGCAGCCAUGACAGUGUUUGAUAAUGUGGCGACGUAUCUCAAGGCGGAACUUCUAUCUCAGCCAACAUUGUCGUUCAAAGUGUCCGAAAAUCUGAAAGACUCUCUCACGCAACUUGACAAUAUCUUUGAGCACUCUGAGAAGGGCGAAUUCACUGGUCAAGAGUUGUCCAAUCUGAAUUGUUAUCGAGUCUUGACCCAGGCUGUGCUCUGGGUCAUGGAGAAGUCGGCAACACAAGAUCAGAUGGACCACGCUCUGUCCAAAAUUGAUUUCUGGCUAUCAAUGACGCUAGAGGAUCGCAAGAAGCAGCCAUCAGGCUCGAUGGUAGCAUUUAUACGAGUCCCGACGUGGGAAGACCUACACAAUAGUUUCAGCCAACUUGAGAUGUUGCAGGUUUUUACCAUGCUGUUGGGCAUACUAUCCAGAAAGCCAAAGUCAUCCAAGUCUAAGUCAGCAACCGUGGCGACAGAGACACUGUCCAAAUUGCAAAGCUUGAUAUCGGAAUUGGAGCAGCACAUCCACGACGACGCACGCGACUUGAAAGCGCAGAACAAUGCACCGGGCGUGCUGGGCAAACUGGUCGAUCUGGGGUUUGGCCGGGAAGGAGAGUUCACCGAGCUAGAGGGCGUGCUGGAAAAGUUGUGCGAUGAAGUCACCAUGGAGACAAUUUGUGGGCGGAUAAAGGCGAGUUGGGAGGAUGGAUUGGAGGGGGUGUUGGGCGUUAAGUUGCAGAUGUAUACUAAGUGAGGAGCAGAUUAGGAUUCGUACCGUGUUCGGUCAAUAGGUACUCCGUACCUACGGACUAGCGAACUGAGAUACCUCACGACUGCCUG
Molecule: messenger RNA, 2872 nt
Organism: Exophiala xenobiotica
Lineage: Eukaryota; Fungi; Ascomycota; Eurotiomycetes; Chaetothyriales; Herpotrichiellaceae
Exons: 4
Coding region: 510-2786 (758 amino acids)
Biological process (GO): N-terminal peptidyl-methionine acetylation
Cellular component (GO): cytoplasm; NatB complex
Molecular function (GO): protein-N-terminal amino-acid acetyltransferase activity
Source: RefSeq, a predicted model, not a curated record